Messenger RNA from Drosophila miranda, 432 nucleotides. RefSeq lists its product as uncharacterized. The record is from RefSeq and is a predicted model, not a curated record. The coding region runs from base 1 to 399 and encodes 132 amino acids. NCBI's taxonomy places the organism in Eukaryota, Metazoa, Arthropoda, Insecta, Diptera, Drosophilidae. The transcript has 3 exons.
AUGCAAGUUGUCAAGGAAACAUUGUAUUCGUCUAACCAUUCGCCCAAUAAUAUCCUGGCCAUCCAGGCCAUUUGCCUCGUCUGCUCCGUGAUCCUGCUGGGAUCCGUUACUAAAACCGUGUCUGCUGAAGGACUGGAUAUCGAUAAGAUGGCCAAGUGCUUUGACUUGUGUGUCGAGGUAGCCUCAGUCGUGGGCCAGAAGAUUGUGCCCACCAUCAAAUCCCUGGCGAAAUGCGCAAAAUUUAAGCCCAUGAAGACAAAGGAUCUGGAUCCUACGGCGGUGCUGAUGCUGGCCUAUCAGUUCAUUCAGAAGAUCGUCGGCAACCAGAUUUGCCUGUUGAACACCAUCCAGGAAACAAGAGAUCUGCUCGCUCCGUUUGCACAACGUUCUUUACAUUAAAGUGCCUCACUGGCUAGGAUUGUUUUUUGGGUU